UAUUUCCUCGUGGAAAAUGUUACAUGAUACAUCUUUUGCUGUUCUUGGGGAAAAAUUCUACAUAGUGGUCUUAUUUUGGUUUCACACAAAAGAUAAUUGUUGAGAUACCUGUUCUGUUGUAUAUUGACAAUUAUAUGACUCCUAUCUUUUGGAAGGGAAACAAAUUUAUCAUCCACCGCAUAUCAAGAUAAAUUAUUUUAUGAUAUCAACAUUUUGUCAGGGGAUCAUUAUUGGUCAAUGAUCAUUAUUGGUCAAUGCAACUUCUGAACUAGUUUAGAUUUGGGUUUCACCUAAUUAAUUUGUUCUUGCUCACUUCAUUAAGGAAGUUUCAAACACUUGCAUUUAUAAUCAAAGUUUCAGUUGAAAUUACGUUUUAGUAUUAAUUUGUGUGAUUGAAUCAAGUUUCACAAAACCAUUGGAUCACUCUUUUUUGGUUCUUUGAUUAGGAGAGAGAAGAUUCACUUGAAGAGGCUUUAUCUGAUAUGUCGCAUUGGGUGUCUGGUUUUGAAGAGGAAACAUCUGCAACUGGUCACGAGGGCCUGGAUCAGUCAUCUGAGGGAUGGCUAGCUGAUUGCUUCAAUAAUGAUGAGAUGCAUUGCAGCCCUGAUGAUCUAAAUCUGUCUGGGCCAUCCGAUGUUCAAAUUGACAUUUCAGAGUUUUGCAACACCCCACCUGAAUAUGAAGCUUGUGUGGCCCAAGAGCAUCCUACUGGAACUCGUAAAAAUGCUGUUUUCAAAGGUAGGAAGUCAUACAUGCGAACUCCAACAAAGUUGGCUUCAUCCGUUGCCUAUCCAUUUGCCUUUAUUAAACCAUGUGGUGUCCGUGGAGAUGUAACUUUAAAGGACAUCAACCAGCGCAUACUCACUCCACCACCCUCAAAAUCGAAACAAGGUAAUGAAGAUCCUUCUGCCUCUUAUCCCACUUCAGCUAUUUCUGGGAAGCCUGUUGUUGGCAAAACUAAAAUUCGCACCGAGGGGGGAAAAGGCAGCAUCACAAUCAUGAUAACCAAAGGCUGAAUAGAUAUGUGUUCUCCAAAAUUUUAUUUUUGGUGGCAUUGCUCCAUUCUAUUUCAAGGUCAAGUUUCUUUUGUAUCUUCUCAGGCAGCUAGUAUAAAGUUAAUACUUCAUUCUUAGGUUGGUGUUAAAUCUUGGAAUUCAUAAAUUAGGUGAAGUGUUUAUGUUUCCAAGUGGUUUUGUAGGCGACAAAUACCUGUUGUUUAUAGCUGGUGGGACUGACUCAAGUGAAAUGAGGAUCUUGAUGUCUAAGAGAUCCUCUUAGCUGCUUCUUGUCAUUCGAAAAACUUUGUCAAUGAUUUCACCUAGUUCCUUUUAAUGUGAAGAGCCUGUGUUUACUUUGUAUCUUGUGUUGCUUGAGAGAUUGCUGAGAUUGCUGUUAUUGCAAAUGUAUCUAUAGAUACAAUUUUUCUGUUGAUUUUGUGUGACAAGAUCAAUUAGGUAAAUGAACAUUGUAGGUGCUAAUGAAACUUGUAAAUUCAAAUAUGUAGAUAUCAGUAUGAUUUGAUCCA
Camellia sinensis is the source of this 1525-nucleotide messenger RNA. Lineage: Eukaryota; Viridiplantae; Streptophyta; Magnoliopsida; Ericales; Theaceae. The record is from RefSeq and is a predicted model, not a curated record.